Messenger RNA from Coccinella septempunctata (seven-spotted ladybird), 1129 nucleotides. RefSeq names its product COP9 signalosome complex subunit 5 (gene CSN5). The coding region runs from base 80 to 1114 and encodes 344 amino acids. The record is from RefSeq and is a predicted model, not a curated record. Gene Ontology annotation, biological process: protein deneddylation. Gene Ontology annotation, molecular function: protein binding; deNEDDylase activity; metallopeptidase activity. Gene Ontology annotation, cellular component: COP9 signalosome; cytoplasm. The transcript is spliced from 5 exons. Lineage: Eukaryota; Metazoa; Arthropoda; Insecta; Coleoptera; Coccinellidae.
AGUUAUCAAAGGCAUAAACAAAAAAGCGAAGAUAAAUUAAAAACAGUCUGUUGAAAAACAUUUCUUCCACUUUUUCAAGAUGUCGAAAGCGGAAAGUCAAAAACAAAUUGCCCAAAAAAACUGGGAAUUAACGAAUAAAGUUGAAGUCAUCAAUACAGUAGAUGAAAUUUAUCGUUAUGACAAAAAACAGCAACAAGAUAUUUUGGCUGCUAAGCCAUGGGAUAAAGAUCCUCACUUCUUCAAAGAUAUCAAGAUAUCUGCUUUAGCCCUUCUGAAAAUGGUUAUGCAUGCUAGAUCAGGGGGCACGUUAGAAGUUAUGGGUCUGAUUUUGGGAAAGGUUGAUGGAAAUACAAUGAUUGUUAUGGAUUCCUUUGCGUUACCUGUCGAAGGUACUGAAACCAGGGUGAAUGCUCAAGCUCAAGCCUAUGAAUAUAUGAGUUCCUACAUUGAUGCUGCAAAAUUAGUUAAAAGGCACGAAAAUGCUAUUGGAUGGUACCACAGUCACCCUGGAUAUGGCUGCUGGCUAUCAGGAAUAGAUGUGAGCACACAGAUGCUAAAUCAGAACUUUCAAGAGCCUUUUGUAGCUAUUGUAAUUGAUCCAGUUAGAACUAUAUCUGCUGGAAAAGUUUGUCUUGGGGCUUUCAGAACUUAUCCCAAGGGAUACAAACCACCAAAUGAAGAACCAUCUGAAUACCAGACAAUCCCCCUGAACAAAAUUGAGGAUUUUGGUGUUCACUGUAAACAGUACUAUUCCUUGGAAGUGUCAUACUUCAAAUCUGCCUUAGAUAGAAGAUUACUUGAUUCAUUAUGGAAUAAGUAUUGGGUUAAUACUCUGAGUUCAUCUUCUCUCAUAACUAAUGCAGAUUAUACUACUGGACAAAUAUAUGAUUUGUCAGAGAAACUUGAACAAAGUGAAGCGGCUAUAGGACGUGGCAGUUUUAUGGUUGGAGGAAAUGAUCCCCAUGAGAAGAGAACUGAAGAUAAGUUAUCAAAGGCAACAAAAGACAGCUGCAAAACUACAAUAGAAAUAAUUCAUGGCCUGAUGGCUCAGAAGAUCAAGGAUAGACUAUUCAAUAGUACUUCCCUUAAUGUGUGUUCUCCAAACAAUAAUUAAAUUUGUAUAAUUAUU